UACACAUCUUCAAUGGCCACUUCACAACUCUUACCUUUAGAACUUAUCGAUAAAUGUAUUGGAUCCAAAAUCUGGGUGGUUAUGAAAAAUGAAAAGGAAUUCACAGGCAAAUUAUUAGGUUUUGACGAUUAUGUUAAUAUGGUAUUAGAAGAUGUAACAGAAUAUGAAAAUACUCAAGAUGGAUAUAAGAUUCACAAACUGGAUCAAAUUCUAUUGAAUGGCAAUAACAUUUGUGCGCUUAUUCCUGGAGGCACUGGACCUGUAUAAGGAACUAACAACAACUAUCAAUGAUGGACUAUCAGACAAACAUAUAGAUACUGUUCAUGUAGUAUUUUUUUUAUUAUUAUUAUUAUUUUACUGAAUAAACAUUUUAUUUCAUUUC
This is a messenger RNA of Halteromyces radiatus, 382 nucleotides long. Its product is annotated as LSM domain-containing protein. Gene Ontology annotation, molecular function: RNA binding. Gene Ontology annotation, cellular component: U4/U6 x U5 tri-snRNP complex; Lsm1-7-Pat1 complex; U6 snRNP. The transcript is spliced from 5 exons. Bases 13 to 267 code for a protein of 84 amino acids. Gene Ontology annotation, biological process: mRNA splicing, via spliceosome. Lineage: Eukaryota; Fungi; Mucoromycota; Mucoromycetes; Mucorales; Cunninghamellaceae. The record is from RefSeq and is a predicted model, not a curated record.